ACUGCGCCGUGGCCGUCCCUUUGGCGUGUCCGUUGUAACCAUGGUUGUGGCCAUCAACCGCCUUAGCUAGAACAAUUCUGUCACUGUGGACUAAAGUCAGUGUUUAUAGUAUCUAUCACGUUGGCUAGAGUCACUCUAGCAUCGGCAUGAAAUGGGCGGUUCAGGCGGAAGAAGCCAUUCCGCCGCACGGAAAGCGUAGCAAGCGAUGUCUCGUUAGCGCUGUUUGCCGAGCCCGGUGUGCUGCCGGGCGACGUGUAAGAGUAUUCUGAACAAUGGGAAAACGGAAAGGGAAAGUUUGUGCUGUGGUCGGGUGCAGGAACUGUGAUGGACACAUUAGGCUUUGGAAGACGUUGGUGUGCGAAACACACGCGCCGUUGUUGCAUCAACACUGCCCGUGCCCGAGGCCGUUUUCCAUGCACCGGAUUCCUCAAGGCGAGAAAAACAAGGUUACCCGGCAGUGCUGGCUGGAUAAUCUACAAAGAGCGAACUUCGAUCCAAACACAGCGUCAAGAGUAUGUUCUGUUCACUUUGUUGAUGGGCGUCCAACCGAGGAGAAUCCCUAUCCAACUCUACAUCUUGGAACACUGGGUCUACAAACAAGCCAUGGUUUCGCCAAAGUGCUCAUCGUGUGGCUGCAGUUUCAAAGCUGUCGAUAAAAUGGACAAGGGCAUUCAAGCUCAACUUGAAAGGAACCGAGAUCACACCUACUAUACAGAUUCAAAGAAGCUUAGACAGUUGCUCUCUGGAGACGUAAUCAUCGGGUGCACCUCAAGAAAAAGUCAUUGCAGGCGGGCUGAUAAUAAUGGCAUCGUAGCAGAGCAAGUACGUGAGGCGGCACCUCGUUUGGUUUGUGAUUUUGGACAAGGUGUAGAAAUCUCACCCGAGCCAGUGUGUAAACAAAACCAUGUGAAGGAUAUAUCGGUUCAAGUGGGACUACUAACUCGUCAUGAAGAAUCACAGGCAAACGAAAGGAAGAUUCUGUCAACAAUUGCUACGCAAACAGAGCCUCAAGCUGUUUGUUCAGGACCGGUGUCCUUAUCAUCCCAGGAGCACUCCUCUUCAUCGGCACCUCUACGAGAUCGACUGCAUUCCUGCCAGCAGUGCUCCUAUGUGACCCUAAACAGGUCAACUAUGAGCAGGCACCUUUGUAAAGACAAGGGCAAGCAUCCAUUUCAGUGCCAUUUGUGUCCAGCUGCAUUCAUUUGCAAAUCCAAGCUUGUAUCGCACAUGCGAACCCACACCGGAGAGCGGCCCUUCUCCUGUGCAUAUUGUAGUGCAUCUUUUCCGCUGAAGAGCACCCUCGAUGGCCACAUACGCACUCACACAAAAGAGCGUCCCUUUUCCUGUGUACAGUGCAGGGCAUCAUUUACGCUGAAACGCAUCCUUGUAGCUCAUAUGCAAACUCACACAGCAGACCGUCCUUUUUCCUGUGAACUGUGUGAUGCGUCUUUUAGGCAAAAAUCUAGUUUUUAUGCACAUAUGCACUCUCACACGGGAGUGCCUCCCUUCUCUUGUGUCUACUGCAAUGCAUCAUUCACCCAGAAGUUUAACCUCGUGAAACACAUCCGCAUUCACACAGGAGAGCGUCCCUUUUCAUGUGUGCUCUGCAAUGCAUCAUUUACUGCUAAAUACUACCUUGUUCAGCACAUGCGAGCUCACACAGGAGAGCGGCCCUUUAGCUGUGUCCACUGCAAUGCAUCGUUUUUACAGAAAGGCACCCUUCAAAAACAUAUGCGUUGUCACGUAGGAGAGCGUCCCCACUCCUGUGUCCACUGCAAUGCGUCAUUUUCACAAAAAUACCACCUCACAAUGCACGUGUCCCGUCAUCAUGGAAACAAGUCUUAAAUGUGAGGAGUGUAUGGGAGCGACCUUUCUCCCGUGUGCAAUGCAUUGCACCCCUUGUUCUAGUAGUUCUGGCAUUCGGAUGCUAAACCAAAGGUAGCGAUAUUGAAUGCCGGCUUCAGUGGCUGCACUUUCGAUGGAAAGAGAAAUGUUUGAGGCCCGUGUACUUAUGUGCCUGUUAAAGAAACCUAGGUCGUCGAAAUUUUCGGAACCCUCCACUAUCAGGUCUCUCAUAAUCAUAUUGUGUGUUUGGGACCUUAAACGCCAGAUGUAAUUAAAGUGUUUUGUCCCGCGCUAACCCUAAAUCGCACCCCACACACCGCUACGUCUUGCCACUCUUCCCAACCAGCCCGAACUCCCCCUUCCCCACACACGCAACCCCCACCACUUCA
Molecule: messenger RNA, 2234 nt
Organism: Rhipicephalus microplus (southern cattle tick)
Lineage: Eukaryota; Metazoa; Arthropoda; Arachnida; Ixodida; Ixodidae
Biological process (GO): regulation of cytokine production; negative regulation of transcription by RNA polymerase II; regulation of immune system process
Cellular component (GO): nucleoplasm; nucleus
Molecular function (GO): RNA polymerase II cis-regulatory region sequence-specific DNA binding; DNA-binding transcription activator activity, RNA polymerase II-specific; DNA-binding transcription repressor activity, RNA polymerase II-specific
Source: RefSeq, a predicted model, not a curated record